Messenger RNA from Miscanthus lutarioriparius, 990 nucleotides. The record is from the annotation of a GenBank genome assembly. Lineage: Eukaryota; Viridiplantae; Streptophyta; Magnoliopsida; Poales; Poaceae.
AUGGCAUCGAGGCAGAACACGCGUGAGGCGCGCGCCGAGGCCGACGCGCGGCGCGCCGUGGAGGAGCUGGCGCGGGCGCGGGACGAGCACCUCGAGAAGGCGGAGUUGAACGCCCGCUCGGCCGCGGACGAGAUCGCGCGCUCCCGCGCCGACCACGGUGGCACCAGCGCCGGCGCCGGUGGCGGCAUCCUGGAGAGCGUGCAGGAGGGCGCCAGGUCCUUAGCCAGCGCCGUGGGCCGCACCUUCGGCGGCGCCAAGGACGCGGCGGUGGAGAAGACGUCGCAGACGGCGCAGGCCACGGGCGAGAAGCUCGGCGAGUACAAGGACUACACCGCCGAGAAGGCCCGGGAGACCAAGGACAGCGUCGCGCAGAAGACGAGCGAGACCGCGGAGGCGACCAAGAACAAGCCCAGGGAGUACAAGGACGCGGCGGCCGGGAAGGCGCGGGAGGCCGUGGACACCACCGCCGAGAAGGCGAGGCAGGCCAAGGACGCUACCAAGCAGAAGGCCCAGGAGACGAUGGGUGCCACCGCCGACAAGGCGAGGGAGGCCAAGGACGUGACCAGGCAGAAGGCGAGCGAGUACACGGAAGCUAGCAGGGAGGCCGCGCAGGAGGCCAGGGACAGGACCCGGGCCACAGCGCAGACCGCCGCCGACAAGGCAAGGGAGACGGCCAGCCCUCAGGACACCGAUAAGGGGCAGGGACAAGGUCUGCUGGGGGCGCUGGGGAACGUGACGGGCGCGAUCAAGGAGAAGCUGACGCUGGGGCAAGGCCAGCAGCAGCAGCAGCAGCACGUCGACGUCCGGCUAGGCGGCGAGGACGAGCGCGCGGCGAAGGAGCGCGCAGCGGAGAAGGCGGCGUCGGUGUACUUCGAGGAGAAGGACCGGCUGAUGCGGCAGCGCGCGGAGGAGCGGGUGGACCAGUGCGUGGAGAAGUGCGUGGAGGGGUGCGCCGGCUCGUCCUGCGUGCACCGCCAGGGGAAGAUGUGA